This is a messenger RNA of Leptopilina heterotoma, 4441 nucleotides long. It is a transcript of the gene dac, whose product is annotated as dachshund homolog 2-like. NCBI's taxonomy places the organism in Eukaryota, Metazoa, Arthropoda, Insecta, Hymenoptera, Figitidae. The coding region runs from base 909 to 3212 and encodes 767 amino acids. The record is from RefSeq and is a predicted model, not a curated record. The transcript has 12 exons.
GGCGAAUAUGGUGGAGAGGUGCCAGGCCCCCGCGCGCGAGCGAACGAUCGAUUCGAACGCCGGCGACAUUCUUCGCCGGCGCUCGUAGAGACAGAGAACAGUGAAGAGAGACGAGAGCAGAGAAGAGAAGUCGCGAGGAAAAAGAAGAAAUCCCCACUUGGGUAUACCUUCCAGUCGUACUGUCCUCAGUUCUUGUGUUUGUGUCGGUACGUCGUCGGGUUGGCGAGAACAGUAGUGGGGAAUGUACAUCAGCAGCCAGCGGUCGUAGGAAGGUUUCAAGGGCGUUACCAAUGAGACUGCUCCAACCAGUACCAGGCAUUCAAGCCUCGCUCGCUCCGCCAACCGGGUCGACGAGUGCGCGCACAACACGCCCAUCCUCCCCGUCCAUAGAGCUCCUACUGAUGUUUUUAUUUAUUACAUCUGUGACUGGGUAGGGAAAUACUCCCAACUCGACCAAGAGAACGUUUGCCACUUUGAGAAGGAACGACGCGCGUCCCUGCGAGUUACCGCCGCAGCCGCCUCCGUCGUUUGCUUUGCUCGGCGUUAAUACGUUUGUUCGUUCGGUAGUCGAUAUUAUCGUUCCUUCCAAUACGCGUUAUCAGUGCAAGGAGAGAUCAGAUCAUCGACCUCGUUAUCGAUGACCCCAUAGUUAAUCGGUUCCUCCAACGUUACCGCGAUGUAAAUACUCAAUCAUGAACAACAAACAGUGAUACAGUGCGGAAGUUUCGUGACAGUGCAAUUCGUAUAUACUAACAGUGAACGUGCGUUUUUGUGAUCACAACUUUUUUUGAUCCAAUCGACGAUUUUUUGUGUUUUCUUAUAUAGUAUGCUUUGAAAUUGCAUUGGAAUAUUUAUUAAAAAAGCUACUUUACCAGAAAGUGUAUUAAAAGAACUGAAGGAUUUACCUGAUGGACCACGGAGCAAUGGAUAGCUCUUCUGAACACAGUAGUCGAGCCAGUCCAGUUACUGGUAGUCCAAAGAAUCCACACAGUCCAUCAGUUCAGCAGACUCCACAGCAGCAAAUUCAUAAUUCCCAUCAGACACCUUCUUCACAUCAGCAACCUCACCCUAGAGAUCAAUUGCGCGAUCAUCAUCGUCUGCCAACACCUCGAUCACCAACAAGAGGAUCACCACCUCAAAGUUUGCCACUAAGUCCACCGCCCUUAUCGGCCGGUGUCGCUCCUCCAGGCAUGGUACCACGUAUGCCUGGUCUUCCGCCGCCAGGUUUGGGUCUAUUGAGCCAACUUGGUGGCAUGCUAUCCGGCCAUCAUGGUUCUCCAUUGGAACUUAUGGCUGCACAUCACGGUGUCUUGCCACCCAGGUCCUACAACAGUCCACCACCAAUUAGUUCCAGUGAUCCAACUGCUAACGAGUGCCAAAUGGUUGAAUAUCGUGGUCGAAAUGUUGCAGCCUUUAUCAUUAAUGGUGACACCAUGCUCUGUCUGCCACAAGCUUUUGACUUUUUCCUAAAGAAUCUUGUGGGGGGUCUUCAUACAGUGUACACUAAACUCAAGAGACUCGAUAUCGUGCCAUUGGUGUGCAAUGUGGAGCAAGUUAGGAUCCUUCGCGGUCUCGGCGCUAUUCAACCAGGAGUUAAUCGGUGCAAACUGCUUAGCUGCAAGGAUUUUGACGUUCUCUACAGGGACUGCACUACUGCCAGCUCCAGGCCUGGAAGACCACCAAAGAGAGCCUCUGUUGGUCUCAGUUUGACGGCAAAUCAUCUCGCAGCGGCUGGUCAUCAUCAAAUGAAGAAACAUCGUCUGGACAACGGCGAGUACUACGAAAACGGACAUCUCGACAUGCCCCGAAUGGAGAAAUCACCAUUAUUGGCGAACGGUUACAAUCAUCCACCAACGCACCUGACCCAAAUGCAGUUCAUGCAACUUGGCCAUCCAAUUGCCGGUCAUGCAAUUCUGUCAUCGGCCAGCUUAUCCCAGCAACUUCAUUCCCGCGCUGAACAGGGCCUCAAGGUCAAUCCGAACAUACCCAUGGAAGUAUUUGCAAGGUCCGUUGGUGGUUUAACGUUGGACAACUGCAGGGGACUUUACGAGGACUUCGCUAAACAUUACGAAAGGCUGAAGGACGAUCGAAGCGAAGGAGAAAGAGUAUUAGCGUUAGAUUGUAAACCACGAAAUCCCAGUUCGCACAAUGGUUCUUCGGUAGGUCACAGUCCAGUUUUGAACCUGUCGAAAACCGCAUUAAGUGGAAGUGUGGGUGAGCAUUCCGGAAGUGAAGCAGGAGCGUCACAUCGGUCCCAAGAUGACGAAGAGGAAGAUGAUAAUUUGUCAGAGGACCUCGAGGAGGAUAAUCUUAAGGAUGAAGAUCUUUCUGACGUUCCUGAGAAUGUACCACUUCGGGCGCGAGGUUCAGAGAGUCCCCAAGCGUUGAAUUAUUCGCAGAUUGCCUCGGCAGUAUCGCAGAGCACGCAGGAUCCCUCAGUUUCGUGCACUGAAACCAUGCUCAGGAAUAUCCAGGGUCUACUAAAGAUCGCGGCGGACAACGCACGGCAGCAGGAGAAGCAAAUCAACUACGAGAAAGCUGAAUUGCAAAUGGACGUGUUACGAGAGAGGCAAGUGAAGGACAGUCUAGAGCGACAACUCCAAGACGAGCAGAAAGUUCGAGUGGCGUACCAAAAACGGCUAAAGAAGGAACGGAGAGCAAGAAGACGACUUCAGGAUCAGCUGGAUCUGGAAGUUAAGAGGCGCAAUCAAUUAGAGGAUGCACUGAAGGCCACCGGUGCCUCGACAGAACAAGUCAGAUCCAUAACCGAAAAUGUCAAAACAGAGACUCGAACGAGUGUAGAACAAUCUGAGGAGAAUUCGAUACACUCUCAAUCACAGCAAUCGAAUAAUCAACAGCCAAAUUCUCAAACACCUGUUAAACAAUCCCAACAACAGCAGCAACAACAAUCUCAACAACAGCAGCAGCAGCAACAACAAAAACAACAAACACAACAAUACCGAGAGGCACAAGUCUCACGUCCACCUCAACAACCACCAACACCUGAGAAACCAGGUUGGGGAUACAGUGGACUCGAUCUCAUUAGCAAUCAAUUCUGGCAAAAUUACCAAGAAUCGAUGCCACCCGACUUCGAACUGGAGAGAAAGACACGUCAGCAUCAGACCUCCGAAAGGGACCAGGUCAAGUCUCCUCUUCAAGAUUCCCGUGCGGGUUAUUACAAAAAUUCCGUUCUCUUUACAAGUGCAACUUAGAAAAACUUGGAGGACAGGCGAUAAAAAAAAAAAAAAAAAAAGAAAACAAGGACAAUCGCAAAUUAUCGGAAUUUCGAGUGACCAAAGGAUCCCUUUUUGGAAGGGAUGAAAAUAAAGUCGAUCUUCUCACGUAUAGUAGAGAUCAAGAUGACUGGACAAAAAAAAUGAAGACGAUAAAAAAGAAAAAGAAGAGGCUGAAUUGCUGCUUUUCAGUGAUAUAAAUAAUAACAUUCGUGCAACUAUUCUAUAUAAAGAAAAAUAAAACCGACCUUUAAAAAAAAAAAAAAGACGAAAAAAAGAACAAAUUAUAGACUUCCAGUGGCGAAGCGAUUAACACAAAACACGAGAGGUGUCUUUCGUGUUGCAUCAUGAAGAGGAAAAAUAAAAGAAGCAAUGAAAUCGUGCAUUAUAAAAGGCCCGCGCUUGAAAAGCUGUAGGUCGUGACUUCAAGAGCAUAGAAAUCUCAACUCGUGCGUCAAAAAUCAUUUUUUUUUUUCAUUAAUCACAAAAGUGAAAACUUAUAUUAUAUUGACAAAAAAUAAUGUGGAAUUUUUGUGAGGAAAAAAAUAUGAGUCGCAUAAAAUAGACAUAUCAAUGGCGCACACAUUUAAAAACAAAAAAGAAUUCGCUACGAAUUUUGCGAUUUUUUUUUCUUUUUAUUAUAGCUUUAGAUCAUUUGCAGAUGACAGAGAGAAAAAAACAAAAAACUCAACGCUUGGAAAGCGUUUGAUCACGUGGCCAUAGGUAAAGUUAAAUGAAGAAAUGGACUUGUCAUAUAUAAACAAAGCUUCGCCUCUCUUCCAUGAAAAAAUAUUAACUUUCGUAAUAUCGUACUAUACAUUAUAUUAUAAAUAUAUAAAUACAUACGCGUUAAAAAUUAUAUAGAAAAUGAAAGCGAGAUGAGAAGAAAAAAGAAGAAAAAAAAAAGAGAAGAAUAUUGGAAAAGAGGCGAAGCGACUAAAGAGAUAUUUAUAAAGACUGUUUGAGAGUGCGUGUGUGAUGCGUGCAUGUGUUCCUAGAGACAUACCUAUCCCCAGCAUUGAGCGGUAACUAGUUAAUUAUUAAUUUUAAGUGAAUGACGAUCCACUUUAUCGACCAUCUCUCUCACUCCCCAACGAAUAUUGCAUUAAGAAUAUUUCUGAAAAUUUUAAAUUUCUGAACUAAAGAAAUUUUCAACAAAUAUUUAAAUUUCUAAAAUUUCCAAAUGUCUUAAGUAUUGAAAAUUUUCC